AUGGACUGGAACUCGUGGAAAGACAAGGCGUGGUCUACUGCCAAGAAGGUGGAGACCAAGGCAUGGCAAAUGGCUGAUCCUAUCGGUCAAUGGACGAAUCGCCAAGCAGGACGGUUUGGUAUGGAAUCUUUUUAUCCCACCGAUUUGGGUCAAGAAAUCGUGAAAUGUGCGCGCAUACUCCGAACGUUUACCGAGAACAACCAGGUGGCGGCGGUGGAAAACGAGCAGCGGGGGCACACACAUAUGCCGGCCCCUUCGGCCACGGGCUCUGUGCCUGAUGACUAUGCUGACCGCAAAACGCAGUCGGUUCUGUACAAAAUCCCGCCCAAAGUUCUGCAGCAAGCCAAGGGCGUGGCUAUUUUUACGGUGUUCCGGUCUGGGUUUGUGGUCUCUGGCGCGGGUGGGUCCGGCGUCGUCUUGACGAAGGACGAGAACGGACAGUGGGGCUCGCCCUCUGGCAUUUUGAUCCAUACCGUUGGAUGGGGUCUGAUGAUCGGUAUGGACAUUUACGAUGUGGUCCUCAUUCUGCGCGACGAUCGUGCGGUGAAUGCAUUCAAAUACCCCAAGAUCAGCGUCGGUGGUGAGCUGACAGUAUCGGCGGGCCCUGUCGGCAAUGGCGCUAUGUUGGACACUGGCAUUGAGGCAUCGCCUUGCUUCUCGUAUGUCAAGUCCAAGGGUCUCUAUGCGGGCGUGCAGUUCGAUGGCACGAUCCUUCUUACGCGGUCGGAUGAGAAUGCACGCUUCUACAAUUAUCCGGACAUUGAAAUCGCCACGAUCUUGGACAAUCGUUUGCCAUGGCACCAAAUUCCCAAGGCGUGUACGCCGCUGUGGCAGGCCCUGUACGCGGCGGAAGGCCGCCCAGAUUAUAUGGGUACGAACGAGAUUCCCAUGGAGCCGUCGCCGGGCGAUCACAAGUGGACCGAGGAGGAGUUGGCUCAGCUCCAGCAGCCAGACGCUACCAAGCACGACCCAGCCAUCCAGCCGCCACCGCAGCGCAAAGUGCCGCUGGACAAGCCGAUGCCACAGCCUGAUACUAGUUCAGCCAUAGGUGGCCCGCCCCCUGUUCCUGCGCAUCCUUCCGGUGCUCCUGCCCAGGAGGCGCCUCCUUCGUAUGAGAGCGUCGCUACAUCGAACGCGGAUACGCCUCUCCCCCCACCACGCCGUACCGUUUAA
Messenger RNA from Malassezia pachydermatis, 1173 nucleotides. RefSeq lists its product as hypothetical. Gene Ontology annotation, molecular function: phosphatidylinositol binding. The transcript is spliced from 2 exons. NCBI's taxonomy places the organism in Eukaryota, Fungi, Basidiomycota, Malasseziomycetes, Malasseziales, Malasseziaceae. The record is from RefSeq and is a predicted model, not a curated record. Bases 1 to 1173 code for a protein of 390 amino acids.